AACCAGAAGCAAACUUGUUAAUUUACUAUUUUCAAUACAUCGUCGCUUUAUGAUCUGACAAUGUGCCACAAUUUGUUGCUGAAGAAUUACAAACUUUACAACGAGUUUAACUUCAACAUACUAGACAAGAACUACAUGCAUAAGAAAUAACCUGUUAUGGAUUAUUUACUUGUAACGCCCCAGUUGCACAGCGUCUUCUCCUCGCUGGGAUCCUUCGAGGGCGACACCUAUGUUGUCAGUCCCAAUGCGUUUGCUAUAUUGGAGGAGAUCAACUAUAAAUUAACCUAUGAAGAUCAGACAUUGCGCACCUUUCGGCGCGCCAUCGGCUUUGGCCAGAAUGUGCGAUCGGAUUUGAUACCAUUGCUGGAGAAUGCCAAGGAUGAUGCGGUGCUGGAGUCGGUCAUACGCAUCCUGGUGAAUCUCACCGUGCCAGUGGAGUGCCUCUUCUCCGUGGAUGUAAUGUACCGUACCGAGGUGGGGCGUCAUACCAUUUUCGAGCUGAAUAAGUUGCUCUACAACUGCAAAGAGGCCUUCACCGAUCCGAAGGUCACCAAGAGCGUCGUUGAGUAUAUAAAGCAUAUACUCGAAUCGGAAUCAAAACUAUCGCCACAGAAAUGCGAUCGAAUCAACAAUUGUCUGUUGCUGUUGCGCAACAUUUUGCAUAUACCGGAAACGAUGCUGCAGUCGAACAGUGGCCACCAAGUUUCCAUGCAGAACACCAUAUUGUGGAACCUCUUCAUACAGAGCAUUGACAAGCUGAUGCUCUAUCUGAUGACCUGUCCGCAGCGUUCGAACUGGGGCGUGACCAUGGUCCAGCUGAUCGCGUUGAUUUAUAAGGAUCAGCAUGUAAGCACACUGCAGAAGCUAUUAAAUUUGUGGUUCGAGGCCUCCUUGUCAGAAAGUUCCGAGGACAAUGAGAGCAAUACAUCGCCACCGAAACAGGGUAGCGGAGACUCCAGUCCCAUGCUGACCUCCGAUCCUACUUCGGACUCCUCGGACAAUGGCAUGAGCGGCAAGAAGGAGGGCUGCGAGGAGCGACGUCAAGCGCUGCGCGAUGGCACCGAGGCCACACUGCACGAGGUCAGCCGCAAGGGACAUGAGUAUCAGAAUGCCAUGAAUAGGGUGUCGGCCAAAAAAGAAAAGAAGGCCAACACCGAAUCGGCCAGCGAUAUGACCAAUUUGUCGGUACAGCAACAGCUCAUCAAAAAGGAAGAGGAGGAGGAGGAUAUGAACGACAACAGCUACGAGGAGCGCGUUCGAAAUUACGAGCAGAAACAGACUGCUCGCAACUCGGAACCAUUGGAUUUUACACAACCAGCUGACAAUGUCAACAGCACUACCGCGCAACCAUACGCAACCCCAAUAGUCUUAGAUAACCCAAGCGCAUCGUCGCCAAGCACAACUGGUGUCAGUCAGUGCUACGAGCCCUUCAAGCCACCUGCACCGCUGCACUUACGUCGCACCGUUUUGGAGGAUAUGCUGUCCGACAGCUACACUUCCCAUCCAAACAUUUCCGCCGUCAAAUUGGGCCAGAAGUCACCGCAUGGCGGUCAACUGCAUCUGACCAAGGGCAAAUGCUCUCCGCAGAAGCGAGAAUGUCCCUCCUCACAGUCCGAGCUUUCCGAUUGUGGAUAUGCUACUCAGGUGGAGAAUCAGGAGUCCAUAUCUACAUCGAGCAAUGAUGAUGAUGGACCACAGGGAAAGCCGGCGCAUCAGAAACCGCCCUGCAAUAUGAAGCCACGUAACAAAACACGCAACUUGAUGGACGCACCCAUGGACAAGAAGGAACUGCGUCGCAAGAAGCUGGUGAAGCGCAGCAAGAGCAGCCUCAUUAACAUGAAGGGUCUGGUACAGCACACGCCCACUGAUGAUGACAUUUCGAAUUUACUCAAGGAAUUCACCGUCGAUUUUUUGCUCAAAGGAUACAACUUUUUGGUGGAGGAGCUGCACUCUCAGCUAUUAUGUAAUGCGGUGCCCAUUGAUACAUCGCAUUUUUUCUGGCUGGUCACAUACUUUCUUAAAUUCGCCGCUCAACUGGAACUGGACAUGGAACAUAUUGAUACCAUACUCACCUACAAUGUUAUCAGUUAUCUGACCUAUGAGGGUGUCAAUCUCUGUGAGCAACUAGAGCUGAAUGCGCGACAAGAGGGCAGCGAUCUGAGGCCCUAUUUGCGUCGCAUGCACCUGGUGGUAACAGCCAUACGGGAGUUCCUCCAAGCCAUCGAGACCUACAGCAAGGUCACCCAUCUCAGCGAAGAUGAUCGCGAACGAUUGCGGCAUCUCCAGCUGCAGAUUGCCUCCACUACCGAUUUGCGUUGCUUGUUCGUUUUGUUGCUGCGUCGCUUCAAUCCCAGCAUCCAUUCCAAGCAGUAUCUGCAGGAUCUGGUCGUGACCAAUCACAUUCUGUUGCUGAUUUUGGAUAGCGCUGGCAAAUUGGAAGGCGGUCAUACUAUUGGAAUAGCGAAUCACAUCUCACAAUUCGCCACUUUGGAGGUGAUGCACUACUAUGGUAUUCUGCUGGAGGAUUUUAAUAAUAAUGGCGAGUUUGUUAACGACUGCAUCUUUACUAUGAUGCAUCAUAUUGGUGGCGAUCUGGGCCACACUGGUGUUCUCUUUCAGCCGAUUAUACUGAAGACCUACUCUCGCAUUUGGGAGGCCGACUAUGGGCUAUGCGAUGAUUGGUCCGAUCUAAUCGAGUAUGUUAUACACAAAUUUAUGAACACACCGCCCAAAUCACCAUUGACGCUACCAACUACUUCUUUAACCGAAAUGACUAAGGAACACAAUCAGGAGCAUACUUUAUGUACGUGGUCACAGGAGGAGAUGGAUACACUUUAUUGGUAUUAUGUGCAGAGCAAGAAAAAUAUCGAUAUUGUUGGCAAGAUCGUUAAGCUCUUCAGCAACAAUGGCAACAAGAUAAAGACCAGAAUUGCGAUUAUACAGCAGCUGUUGCAACAGGAUAUCAUAACAUUGCUGGAGUAUGAUGAUCUGAUGAGGUUUGAGGAUGCCGAGUAUCAGCGUACACUGCUGACCACGCCCUCAUCGGCCUCAACCGAAUCCGGCAUAGACAUUAAAGAUAGCGCCUAUGGCAAACCCUCGGACGAUGUGCAGAUUCUGCGCGAUUUGAUUAUUAAGGAGAACAAGUCACACCAUUUGGUGUGGCUGCAGAAAUUACUGCUGGAGUGCUGCUACAUCAAGUUGAUGAUGAAGUGUACCACGACUUUUCCCGCGGUGGAUCCCGUCAUGGAGCCAGUGGCCUAUCAUUGUAUUUUGAAGCACAAGUCUGUACCGGUGGUACAGUGGAACAACGAGCAGUCGACAACAAUGCUCUAUCAGCCGUUUGUGCUGCUACUUCACAAAUUGGGAAUACAAUUGCCGGCGGAUGCGGGUUCGAUCUUUGCCCGUAUACCGGACUUUUGGACGCCAGAGACGUUGUAUGGUCUGGCUAAGAAACUGGGAUCAUUGGAUAAACUGACACUCAAGUUCGAUCCCAGCGAACUGGACGAUACGGCCUCAUUGAGCGGUUCUUCGGGCUAUCACAAUACUGGGCCCCGCAACUCUCUGAGAUCCAUGAGCAGUUUGGAGGCCGAUAUCGCUGGAUCUGAUGAGCUGCCCGUCAUUCCCGAAGUGGAUUCAGCUGUGGAGAAGGCCGCGGCAGCUUCCUCAAUAGCCUCUUGCACUGACAUCUUUGCCGUGCCCAAGGCCAAGCAUUGUAACUCCAUCAUCAGAUAUACGCCGGAUCCGACACCACCGGUGCCCAAUUGGCUGCAGGUGGUCAUGCGCAGCAAAUGUAAUCAGCGACCGGGUUCAGCUGCAGAUAUUAGCGAUUGCGUCAGUUCCACGACAUUGACGGCCGAUGAUGAGGGCAUGGGCAAAUCGAAUUGCUCCGCAUCCCAGGCAUCGCAGACACUGUUGUGUGUUGCGAAUCCGACCAGCACACUGGCUUGCCUGACCAAAAUGGGCAAUAGCAGCUUCUCGGCGUCACAUAACGAAAACAGCAACAGCUCCGGCUGUGGUGGCACUGUGUCAUCGCAAUCCUUGGCAGGUGCAUUGAUGUGCACCUCUGUGGCGGACGCCAAUUUGGAUGCGGUGAUGAAGUCAUCGUUUGAACGGCUUGAUGUGACGGGUGCACACUUCGCACGGGCCAGCAACUUGGAUCAGGAGUACAGCGCUAUGGUGGCAUCAGUCUAUGGAAACGAGAUGGCAAACAGCGACAAUGUUUCAGUGGCUUCGGACUUGACCCGCAUGUAUGUCAGUGAUGAGGAUGAGAAUCUUGAGUUCCGAGAGCGAGAGCCGCUUUAUCAUUGAGCGUUAUCAUGGAGUGUGGCAGACAGAGAGGCAGUGACAAUGAGAGAAAGAGAAACAGAGUGAGAGACAGACUAAGUCCAAAUGAAGUUAAUCGAAUGAGUCGAAUGAUUCGAACUAUUCGAGUUAUGCGAUUGAUUCGAGUGAUUCAAAUGAGGCAGACAAAGGCAGACAAUGAGCAGGUCCAAAAGGUCCGAUUUAUGGCAGUAAUUUGAAGUACCUCAACUUUGAAAAUGUUUUACCUAAUCAAAACGUAUACCAUUCUAUAUCUAACUCUAUAUUGAAUAUUACAUUUGUAUUUACAGUUUACAAGAAUAAAAUAAAGAUAAGCAUUGGAGAUCAAACGUUUAUUUAAACUCUUGAAUGCAAAGAAUUUAAUAUAUUUAAGUAAUAUUUAUUUAAAUGCAAUUGAUUUGCCACAGCUGUGAAAACGUUGAAAAAACAACAACUUAAAUAUUAAAACCCUUCUUUUCCUUGCUAUUUGCAUACAAAUAUUAACAUUUUUAUUAACAGGCUUAGUAUUUAUUGACAAGUCUAUAAAAAGGUGCAUUAUAAUAUUGAAAAUAAAUGAAUAAUAUAUAUUAUAUUAGUAUAUACUAAAAUAAAUAUGUAUACGUAGCAUCAAUAUUGGAUACUGUAAUAUUUUAAGCAACCAUUUAAAAAUGGAUUAUCGAGUUAACAAUACAUAUAAAUGGGCAGUUCCUGGUUGAAAUAGUGCAAAUAUACACAUACCGUGAAAAUAUUUUUAAAAUAUUAAGCAAAAUAUGUUAGAUUAAAAGAUGAUAUAAUUAAGAUGCAAUUUUUGCAUUAUGUAACACAAAAACAAAAACAUUAACUAACAAACCAUGUAUUUUCUAUCUGAUAUCACCUAUGCUUAGAUACUCCUAAAAAUAAAGCUAUUCUUGUUGUAAUCAA
This is a messenger RNA of Drosophila grimshawi, 5220 nucleotides long. RefSeq names its product protein timeless (gene tim). The record is from RefSeq and is a predicted model, not a curated record. Gene Ontology annotation, molecular function: DNA binding. NCBI's taxonomy places the organism in Eukaryota, Metazoa, Arthropoda, Insecta, Diptera, Drosophilidae. Gene Ontology annotation, cellular component: replication fork protection complex. Gene Ontology annotation, biological process: DNA replication checkpoint signaling; replication fork arrest; DNA repair. The transcript is spliced from 13 exons. Bases 157 to 4308 code for a protein of 1383 amino acids.